This is a messenger RNA of Pezoporus flaviventris, 626 nucleotides long. RefSeq lists its product as uncharacterized. The record is from RefSeq and is a predicted model, not a curated record. Bases 3 to 626 code for a protein of 207 amino acids. The transcript has 6 exons. Lineage: Eukaryota; Metazoa; Chordata; Aves; Psittaciformes; Psittacidae.
CCAUGGAGGCGGCAGAGGUGAAGAAGUCGCUCGGUGUGCUCGUGGAGCAGCUGGAGCAGAGUUGUGCAGAGUCCAGGAGGUGGAAGGAGCGGCUGCAGUGCUGGGCAGCAGAGGCCGACGGAGCAGCCUUCAGACUGGCCAUGCAGAGAUACUCAGAGCAGGCCGGCAGCAAGGAGCUGCUGCAGGACAUGGACGGGACUCAUGAGGAUCUCUCUGAUGCUGUGCAGGAGGUCCGCAGCCAGGAGGAAAAACACCUUGCCUGCAUGGGGGCCUGGCUGCGGGAGGAGCAGCAGAAGGACAAGAUUCUGGAUCAGCAAAUUGAGAAGCUGGAAGAGGCCGUGGCGCAGAAAGAGGAGAGGGACUUGCUGGCCAGGAGACGUGGUUUCUGCUACUGGCUGCAGAUGCUCUCCCUGCUCUUGGUCAGCCUGGAGCUGGCCGUUGGCAUCUGUGUGGCUGCUGCACUUGUCUGCACCUUGCGCCUUGACCUUGAGUUCUUCUGCUGCGUGCUCUCGUGUGGACUUCCUGAGCAGAUCUACAGCAACCUCGUGUAUGCACUGGGAUGGAUUUUCCCUGCGGUCACUGAGGGCUGCUGCCCUGUUGACAUCCCUUUCCCCCCCCGCCAAUAA